AUGGCCUCCUUCUUCUCCUCGAGCUCCUCAGCUACAAUCCUCCUCCUCUUAACGCUAAGCUUAAUGACGAGCUAUCUUUCCACUCUUUCCUCAGCUAAAAACCGUCUGAAUACUGGAGAAUCUUUGCAUGCUUUUGAAUCCCUCUCAUAUGGUCAAUACGUACUGUUAUUUCGCAAAUAUUGUUUUCUCUUCUUUGAAAAUGGAGAUACGAAGAUAUGGAAGGCUGAGGGAGAGGGUCUUUUCUGCACCCUAACGAUGCAGUCUGAUGGAAAUUUAGUCAUGCAUAAAGGCACCGACCCUAAUGGGAAAGUUGUCUGGGCCAGUAACACAUAUCAGCCAAACCCCACUAAUGAUUAUUAUCUUCUAGUCACGAAUCAAGUUGCCAUCUAUGACGGUCAAAAUAACGCUAUUUGGGUGAACGGCAACAAGGUUGUUCGUUAA
Dendrobium catenatum is the source of this 441-nucleotide messenger RNA. RefSeq names its product curculin-2-like. The transcript has a single exon. The record is from RefSeq and is a predicted model, not a curated record. Lineage: Eukaryota; Viridiplantae; Streptophyta; Magnoliopsida; Asparagales; Orchidaceae. Bases 1 to 441 code for a protein of 146 amino acids.